GGCGCGGUAGCCGAGAGGAGAAGUGGGGUGGUGCUCGUGGCGGUAGCCGAAGAUCAGUGUGGGAGGCAGCCCCCCGGCGCCGCAGCCCCUGCACCGGCUGGACACGUCUGCAAGCGCCGCGCCGCUCCCCCCUCCACCGCCGCGGGCCUGGCGAGGAGGUGGGCGGCGGAGCGAAGCUGGCUGCGGAAAGAGGAGCGAGCAGCCGCCGCCGGAGGGGCCAACAGACCUGGAAGAAAGACUUUGCCUUGGAACUAACUCCUGAGCAUUUUGAGAUCAUUCAUCAUGAAGUACGUAGUAGAGGAAUGGCUCAGAGUAACCACCUUGCUAUUCCUAACUCAAGCAGUUUCUGCCAUGGUUCUUCCCAAUGCCACGCUCUUAGAGGAACUGUUGGAAAAGUACAUGGAUGAAGAUGGUGAGUGGUGGAUCGCCAAGCAGAGAGGGAAAAGGGCUAUCACAGACAGUGAUAUGCAGAGUAUCUUGGAUCUUCAUAAUAAAUUACGGGGUCAGGUGUAUCCACCAGCUUCCAAUAUGGAAUAUAUGACAUGGGACACAGAACUGGAGAGAUCUGCAGAGUCAUGGGCUGAAACCUGUCUCUGGGAGCACGGCCCUGCCAGCCUUCUUCCAUCAAUUGGACAGAAUCUGGGGGCACACUGGGGAAGGUACAGACCUCCAACAUUUCAUGUCCAAGCAUGGUAUGAUGAAGUGAGAGAUUUCACCUAUCCCCAUCCUCAUGAGUGCAACCCAUAUUGUCCUUACAAAUGCUCUGGUCCAGUUUGCACACAUUACACACAGGUGGUGUGGGCUACAAGUAGCAGAAUUGGUUGUGCCAUUAAUUUGUGUCAUAACAUGAACAUCUGGGGGCAGGUUUGGCCCAAAGCAGUCUAUCUGGUGUGCAAUUAUUCUCCUAAGGGUAACUGGUGGGGUCAUGCUCCUUACAAACCUGGCCGCCCUUGCUCCGCUUGUCCCCCUAGUUUUGGAGGAGGCUGCAGAGAAAAUCUUUGUUACAGAGAGGACUCAGAAAGACCUUACUCUCCCCAUGAACCAGAAGAAGAAACCAACGAGAUUGAACGGCAGCGAUCCAAAGCCCAGGACGCAGCGGCGCAAAGCCGGCCAAGAGCUCAUCCACCUUCUUCAGGCGCCACAGGCACUGAGGACAGUGAGAAAAAUGAAGUCAUAAGCACACAGCAAAUGUCUCAGAUUGUUUCAUGUGAAGUCAGGCUAAGGGAUCAGUGCAAAGGAACAACUUGCAAUAGGUAUGAAUGUCCUGCUGGCUGUUUGGAUAGCAAAGCCAAAGUUAUUGGAAGUGUACAUUAUGAAAUGCAAUCCAGUAUCUGUAAAGCUGCCAUACAUUAUGGCAUCCUGGACAAUGAAGGUGGCUGGGUGGAUGUCACUAGGCAAGGACGGAAGAAUUACUUCAUCAAGUCGUACAGAAAUGGCAUUCAGUCAAUCGGAAAAUACCAGUCUGCCAAUUCCUUCACUGUCUCUAAAGUGACAGUUCAAGCUAUCACCUGUGAAACGACAGUGGAGCAGCUGUGCCCAUUUCAGAAACCAGCCUCACACUGUCCAAGGGUGUAUUGUCCUCACAACUGUCUGCAAGCAAAUUCCCACUACGCUCGUGUCAUUGGAACCCAGAUUUACUCUGAUCUCUCCAGUAUCUGCCGGGCAGCCGUGCAUGCCGGUGUGGUCCCCAACCAGGGUGGCUAUGUUGAUGUCAUGCCAGUAGACAAGAGGAAAGUCUAUGUGGCCUCCUUUCAGAAUGGGAUAUCCUCAGAAAGUUUACAGAACCCUCCAGGCAGCAAGGCCUUCAGAGUGUUUGCUGUCGUGUGAGUCCAGCAGGUGACUUGUCCAGCAGUCAAAUGAAACCAGAGCACUUGGAAGAGAAGAAGAAGAAAGACCAUUUCCUAUCCUUCCUAAAAGUUGUAUAAAGCUGUAACAUUACUGUACAGAAGAUGUAUACUGCUUUCCACCAAAAAGUUUAGAUUACUUCUAUAUCUUAAUGACAAAAAACACCCAACCCAAAACCAACCUGUAAAAGUAAACAUGGGAGAACAAUGGAUUUGAAACUCUCCAAUGCUCCACAGCAGCGCUUGGAAUCCUGUGUUAAGUCUUGCUAUAUUUUCUUAGCAGUUACUCCUCUCCAGUUAAUUCCAAGCUCCUCAGUCUUCUUUGUUUUCUUUAUCUGAAUAUAUUAUGGUGCUUUCUGUAUGCCACUAACAGUAACCUUCACAACUGUACCAGAGGGAGGCCUGAGGGGUUUAUUUCCACUGUACAGCAAAGGAGACAUCGCAGUGAUUCAGUAUUGUAAAUCAUGCCUUCAGGUGAGCCAAAAGUAUCUAACUGGGGGUUUACAGCAGCAUUGUCCACACAAGCACAAAGGAAGAGUUGGGCUGGUUUCAGUUUCACACUUUGAAAGCAAAGGGGAGAUAGAAAAUACAGGGGAGUCCUGGCUUAUCUCAGCAUGUUUGAGACUGGGCCAUUUGUGUUUAUUUCUGAAAUAUGUGGCCAAAAAGUU
Molecule: messenger RNA, 2512 nt
Organism: Dryobates pubescens (Downy woodpecker)
Lineage: Eukaryota; Metazoa; Chordata; Aves; Piciformes; Picidae
Gene: CRISPLD1
Product: cysteine rich secretory protein LCCL domain containing 1
Exons: 15
Coding region: 283-1827 (514 amino acids)
Cellular component (GO): extracellular region
Source: RefSeq, a predicted model, not a curated record